This is a messenger RNA of Anisakis simplex (herring worm), 726 nucleotides long. The record is from the annotation of a GenBank genome assembly. Lineage: Eukaryota; Metazoa; Nematoda; Chromadorea; Rhabditida; Anisakidae.
AUGUACAAAUGCUUCACUGAGUUACUUUUGGAAAUUUCAGUGCUACUCAAACGAUAUCUUAUUUCACAAGGUGCCUUCUUAUCGUCUAAAUUGCGACGAAAACAUUUUGGCGAUCUUACUAUGGCUGCCCAAAAUGGUUAUCCGGAUAUGAACGUCAUUUUCUUCAAAGGGAUUCCGAAGUUGAUGCAGCGUCCUAAUAAUUGUCAGUCGUAUCCAUGGCGUGAUAUAAACGCAUCGGAUGGUGGUAUGCUCGGAGGAGUGCAGUGUCCGUCAAUGGGUUCCACUCACGUAUCUGAUUGCGUCGAAAUGGAUUUGGAUGGCAAUAUGCGUAUGAAUAUGAGCGAUAAAAACGAUACGGCUCAUUAUAACUUAUUCGAUUCAAUUACUGAAUCUAAAAAAGUUGGAGGUUUACAAAGUGAAUCCAAAAAGUAUCCUGGGGAAAUGGGCAUCGCUUUGUUGAGAAGAGCAACGAAAUGUAAGGCGCGAUACAAUCAUGUCAAGUUGUUCAUGACAAGAGAGCAACUGGAUCAGUACAUUGAGCAGAAUAAAUGGCUGCGUAUGCACGAAAAUAUACGUAAACAUAAAGGUGGACUGGCGAUUUAUUGCCGUUGUAGCGGUAAAAAUGGACGGCAUCGAUGCGGGCAUAAGAUGAUGGCUAUCCAACGACCUGAGGGUUGUUUUGUGGCAAAGACAACUGAUGGAGGAAAAGCGCAUAGACACGAGUAA